GCGGCCAGAUCAGUUGUUAAUCUAAUUUAGAGCUGAACAGUGCCACGAAUCAUUAUGUUAGCUUUAAAUAGCCCAUUUAAAGGGCUACUGCUCUGCAGUUUUCUGGCCAUAUUGCAGUGCAUAUCUGCAGAAGUUGGAAAACUGGUCUGCUUCUACGAUGCCAAGAGUUUUGUGCGAGAAGGCCCCGCCCAAAUGUCAUUGGCCGAACUGGAGCCCGCCCUGACUUUCUGCAACUUUCUGGUCUACGGUUAUGCGGGCAUCGAUGCUGAAACCUACAAGAUCAAGAGUUUGGAUCCAACGUUAACCCACGACCGCCAGCACUAUCGUCACAUAACGGAUCUGCGAAAGAAGUAUCCGCAUGUCCGAUUCCUGCUCUCGGUGGGCGGCGAUCAGGACUUGGACAGCGAGGGCGUGGCAGAUAGUGGCAAGUACUUGAGAUUACUGGAACAGCCGGAGCAUAGAAAAAAUUUCCAGGCGAGUGUGGUGCAUGAACUCAACAGCAAUGGCUUCGAUGGACUCGAUCUCUCCUGGCAGUUCCCAAAAAACAAGCCCAAACUGCAGCAGGGUGUUUUUAAGCGGGUUUGGGGCUCCUUCCGUGGCUUCUUCACUUCCACAUCGGUGGAUGAGAAGGCUCAGGAGCAUCGGGAGCAGUUUGCGGCCCUUCUUGGAGAAUUGAAAUCCGAUUUGCGACGUAGUGGCCAGCUCCUGACUGUCAGCAUGCUGCCCCAUGUUUCAGCAGAACUUUUUAUUGAUGUUCCCACUGUACUGAGCCACGUGGACUUCGUCAACCUGGGCACCUAUGACUUUCAGACUCCGGAACGCGAUCCCAAGGUUGCUGAUCUGCCAGCUCCACUGUACGAAAUGUACGACCGGAAUCCCAACCACAAUGUGCAGUACCAGGUGCAGUAUUGGUUGAACCAGACAUCCCAAAUCAGUGCACACAAGCUGCAUGUUGGAGUGGCCAGUUACGGGCGUGCUUGGAACAUGACCCGGAACUCUGGAAUUACCGGCUAUCCACCAAUUCCGGCGGCUAAUGGAGCUGCUCCGGCGGGCAGGCAAACAGUCAUUCCCGGAUUACUCAGCUGGCCGGAGACGUGUGAGCUGCUGCAACAGCAACCGAAGGAUCGGGAUGUGCCCCAUCUGCGGAAGGUGGGCGAUCCCACCAAGCGUUUCGGCAUCUACGCUUAUAGGGCGGCGGAUGAGAAGGGCGAGAAUGGCCUAUGGGUGGGCUACGAGGAUCCCACAACGGCGGCCAUCAAGGCCGAGUUCGUACAGUCCCGUGGUUUGGGCGGGGUGGCCUUCCACGACCUAUCUCUGGAUGACUUUCGAGGUCAAUGUGCCGGCGAAAAGUUUCCCAUCAUGCGGAGCAUCAAAUUUAAGCUAUAGAUCUGCUGUUCACAUCUAAUGGAAAUAAAACAAUUUAAAAAAAAAAGGAGGCUUAGUUGUAGAGACUGGUUUUUGUUCAACUUUCAUAAAUUAUUCACUGCCUAAUUUUAAAAUGUAAUGCAAUAAUUUUAUUGGCCGCAAUUCGUUUUGAUUCCCUAAAUAAGGCACAAAAACAUCAUACAAUUUACAUUUUCCAUUUUCUUUAACAUCCUCUUUUAACACUUACUUUCAAAAAAUUAGAAUUUUUAAUUUUGCUUCGAUUUCUGUUUUCCCAAAGAUUAUUAUAUUUACUAAAUUAAUGAGGUUUUGCACAUAAUAUUAAUAACAAACUAUAAGAUGGGCCGCAAAAGCUAUAACAAUUUUUUACAGAUUCCGUACGACAUCAAAGUUUUACUGCUUGAACAAAAUGGUACAUUUCUGUAGUAAUCCAAAAAAUAAAAACCACUAAUAUAA
Drosophila elegans is the source of this 1839-nucleotide messenger RNA. It is a transcript of the gene Idgf5, whose product is annotated as chitinase-like protein Idgf5. The transcript is spliced from 3 exons. Gene Ontology annotation, biological process: carbohydrate metabolic process; chitin catabolic process. The record is from RefSeq and is a predicted model, not a curated record. The coding region runs from base 55 to 1386 and encodes 443 amino acids. NCBI's taxonomy places the organism in Eukaryota, Metazoa, Arthropoda, Insecta, Diptera, Drosophilidae. Gene Ontology annotation, molecular function: chitin binding. Gene Ontology annotation, cellular component: extracellular region.